Molecule: messenger RNA, 3096 nt
Organism: Schistocerca gregaria
Lineage: Eukaryota; Metazoa; Arthropoda; Insecta; Orthoptera; Acrididae
Product: mucin-19-like
Exons: 2
Coding region: 53-2527 (824 amino acids)
Cellular component (GO): extracellular region
Molecular function (GO): chitin binding
Source: RefSeq, a predicted model, not a curated record
CUUGGUAUCGUCAUUCGCUGUGAACCAUCGAAAGCGCUGACGACUUCUGGACAUGAAUCUAAGAGCAAGUGUGUUAACGACCGUGUGGGUCCUAGUCGCUGUAACAGCAGUCGACGCAUCACCUGUAGGUGAAUGUCCACCAGUAGAUGCGCUGGAUCACACAGACCAUCUACCAGACAGCAAAAACUGUUCACUUUUCUACAAAUGUGAUCACGCAGCACCUGUAUUGUUUAUAUGUCCUGAUGGGCUCCACUUCAACCCUGUAUUGGAAGUAUGUGACUGGCCAGACCGUGCAGGCUGUUCAGGUGGAUCACCAUCAACUGUAGCUCCCAGCUCACCCUCAGCUGCUCCUACAAGUGCUGCCACAACAGCUGCUCCAACGGCAGCACCAAGCUCUACAGCCAAUCCGACAUCUGCUCCAUCAGGAGACUGCCCAGCAGUCGGCAGUUGCCCACAAUAUGAAGACGAGAACUCUAUUGCUAAGCACCUUCCCCAUGCCACAAACUGCAGCCAGUUCUGUAAAUGCGACCAUGGAAAACCUGUCACAUUCGACUGUCCUGCUGGACUCCACUUCAACCCUACACUAGAAGUAUGUGACUGGCCCGACCAGGCAGGCUGUUCAGGUGGAUCAGCGUCUACUGCAGCUCCCAGUUCACCCACAGCUGCUCCCACAAGUGCAGCCACAACAGCAGCUCCAACGGCAGCGCCAAGUUCAUCAACAUCUGCUCCUACAAGUGCUGCCACUACAGCAGCUCCAACGGCAGCACCAAGCUCAACAGCCAAUCCAACAUCUGCCCCAUCAGGAGAUUGCCCAGCAGUCGGCACUUGCCCACAAUAUGAAGAUGAGAACUCUAUUGCUAAGCACCUUCCCCAUGCUACAAACUGCAGCCAGUUCUGUAAAUGCGACCAUGGAAAACCUGUCACAUUCGACUGUCCUGCUGGACUCCACUUCAACCCUACACUAGAAGUAUGUGACUGGCCCGACCAGGCAGGCUGUUCAGGUGGAUCAGCGUCUACUGCAGCUCCCAGUUCACCCACAGCUGCUCCCACAAGUGCAGCCACAACAGCAGCUCCAACGGCAGCGCCAAGUUCAUCAACAUCUGCUCCUACAAGUGCUGCCACUACAGCAGCUCCAACGGCAGCACCAAGCUCAACAGCCAAUCCAACAUCUGCCCCAUCAGGAGAUUGCCCAGCAGUCGGCACUUGCCCACAAUAUGAAGAUGAGAACUCUAUUGCUAAGCACCUUCCCCAUGCUACAAACUGCAGCCAGUUCUGUAAAUGCGACCAUGGAAAACCUGUCACAUUCGACUGUCCUGCUGGACUCCACUUCAACCCUACACUAGAAGUAUGUGACUGGCCCGACCAGGCAGGCUGUUCAGGUGGAUCAGCGUCUACUGCAGCUCCCAGUUCACCCACAGCUGCUCCCACAAGUGCAGCCACAACAGCAGCUCCAACAGCAGCACCAAGUUCAUCAACAUCUGCUCCUACAAGUGCUGCCACUACAGCAGCUCCAACGGCAGCACCAAACUCAACAGCCAAUCCAACAACUGCUCCAUCAGGAGAUUGCCCAGCAGUCGGCACUUGCCCACAAUAUGAAGAUGAGAACUCUAUUGCUAAGCACCUUCCCCAUGCUACAAACUGCAGCCAGUUCUGUAAAUGCGACCAUGGAAAACCUGUCACAUUCGACUGUCCUGCUGGACUCCACUUCAACCCUACACUAGAAGUAUGUGACUGGCCCGACCAGGCAGGCUGUUCAGGUGGAUCAGCGUCUACUGCAGCUCCCAGUUCACCCACAGCUGCUCCCACAAGUGCAGCCACAACAGCAGCUCCAACAGCAGCACCAAGUUCAUCAACAUCUGCUCCUACAAGUGCUGCCACUACAGCAGCUCCAACGGCAGCACCAAGCUCAACAGCCAAUCCAACAUCUGCCCCAUCAGGAGAUUGCCCAGCAGUCGGCACUUGCCCACAAUAUGAAGAUGAGAACUCUAUUGCUAAGCACCUUCCUCAUGCCACAAACUGCAGCCAGUUCUGUAAAUGCGACCAUGGAAAACCUGUUACAUUUGACUGUCCUGCUGGACUCCACUUCAACCCUACACUAGAAGUAUGUGACUGGCCCGACCAGGCAGGCUGUUCAGGUGGAUCAGCGUCUACUUCAGCUCCCAGUUCAUCCACAGCUGCUCCCACAAGUGCAGCUACAACAGCAGCUCCAACAGCAGCACCAAGUUCAUCAACAUCUGCUCCUACAAGUGCUGCCACUACAGCAGCUCCAACGGCAGCACCAAACUCAACAGCCAAUCCAACAACUGCUCCAUCAGGAGAUUGCCCAGCAGUCGGCAGCUGCCCACAAUAUGAAGAUGAGAACUCUAUUGCUAAGCACCUUCCACAUGCAUCUGACUGCACCAAGUUCUGCAAAUGUGACCAUGGGACACCUGUUACAUUUGACUGUCCCGCUGGACUCUAUUUCAACCCUACACUCGAAGUAUGUGACUGGCCAUACCGUGCUGGCUGUGCAAAUAGUUCGGCUUGAAAGACAUGUGCUACCAGUAUGGCUCUAUAGCUUCAGCCUACCAAUAUGGCUACUAUAGCUUCAGCAAAACCAAGUGGUUGUACACCUGGUAUACCCACAGUGCUAUUCGCCGAUAAAGACGCUUAUGAAGCAGUUUUAGCAUGUCUUACAUAUGUAGAAGAUUCUAUUGUUAAGCAUCUCGGACGGAGAACCAACUGAGGUGUAUAUUGCUUUUGCAGUCAUGGCGCACCAAUCACUGAAAAAUGUUCUUUUGAGCUGUUUUUCAGCGUGAAACUACAGGUGUGUGACUGUCCUCUUGACUGUAUAUGUAACUAAGUGAAAAUCUAAUAGAUGAAUUUAUAUUUAAAUUUAUAUUUCUUUUUAUUCAUGUCAUUGUACUAUGUGCAAAUUAAUUUCAUAAUACACAGCGAAGCGCUACGUUUAGUUUUACUGAACUCAUAUUUAGACUCUUUACGUAGACAUAGAAAGAGCAGAUGUCACAUAUGUUGAAAUGUUUUUGUUGCUCCGCUGAAAUACAAUGCCCAUUUUUGUUUUCGAGUCAAUAUAAUAAAUAAUGAUUGCAUUUAAAA